CUCAGCUGGCCCUCCACUAGUUUUUUCACAACAACGAGUCGACUAUGUUCACGCCUUGACUCUUAUAGACCGCUAUAAGUUUUCUUUCAUCUGUCGUGUCUUUAUCGCUGAAGCUGAACAUCAUGGAGACGUCCGCGCCUAAAAGUAAACUGAAGAAACUGAGCGAGGAUAGUUUGACCAAACAACCAGAGGAAGUGUUUGAUGUUCUUGAGAAACUUGGUGAAGGUUCCUAUGGCAGCGUGUUCAAAGCCAUUCAUAAGGAAUCCGGCCAGGUGGUGGCCAUUAAACAGGUUCCCGUGGAGUCCGAUCUGCAGGAGAUCAUCAAGGAGAUAUCCAUCAUGCAGCAGUGUGACAGCCCUUAUGUGGUAAAAUACUACGGCAGCUACUUCAAGAACACGGACCUGUGGAUUGUCAUGGAGUACUGUGGCGCCGGCUCAGUCUCAGACAUCAUCAGACUGCGCAACAAAACACUGACAGAAGAUGAGAUUGCCACCAUCCUCAAGUCAACACUGAAAGGUCUCGAAUACCUUCACUUCAUGAGGAAGAUCCAUCGCGAUAUCAAGGCUGGAAACAUCCUGCUGAACACAGAGGGUCACGCCAAGCUGGCCGACUUUGGAGUCGCAGGACAGUUGACGGACACAAUGGCAAAGAGAAACACUGUGAUCGGGACGCCGUUCUGGAUGGCCCCAGAGGUCAUUCAGGAGAUCGGUUAUAACUGUGUUGCUGACAUCUGGUCCCUGGGCAUCACAUCUAUAGAGAUGGCUGAGGGAAAACCUCCGUAUGCUGAUAUCCAUCCCAUGAGAGCGAUCUUCAUGAUCCCCACAAACCCUCCGCCGACGUUCAGAAAGCCGGAGCUUUGGUCAGACGAGUUCACAGACUUUGUUAAGAAGUGUUUGGUGAAGAACCCGGAGCAGAGAGCGACCGCCACACAGCUGCUCCAGCACCCCUUCAUCAGCCAGGCCAAACCUGUCACUAUCCUGAGAGACCUGAUCACUGAAGCCAUGGAGAUGAAAGCCAAGCGGCAGCAGGAGCAGCAGAGAGAGCUGGAGGAGGAGGACGACAACUCAGAGGAGGAGACGGAGGUGGACUCCCACACGAUGGUGAAGUCCGGCUCGGAGGGCGCCGGGACCAUGCGGGCCACGAGCACCAUGAGCGACGGGGCUCAGACCAUGAUCGAGCACGGCAGCACCAUGCUGGAGUCAGACCUGGGGACGAUGGUCAUCAACAGCGACGACGAAGAGGAGGAGGAGGACCAGGGAUCAAUGAGAAGACACGCCACCCCCCAGCAGCCGAUACGUCCGUCUUUCAUGGAUUACUUUGACAAGCAGGACUCCAACAAAGCAGCCCAGCAGCAGGAGAACUACAACCACAACCACCCGCCGGAGCAGCCCGGCUACCACAUCCAGUCCAAAAACGUCUUCCCCGACAACUGGAAGGUGCCGCAGGACGGAGACUUUGACUUUCUGAAGAAUCUGGACUUUGAGGAGCUUCAGCUGCGUCUGAGUGCCUUAGACCCCAUGAUGGAGCGGGAGAUCGAGGAGCUCAGGCAGCGCUACACCGCCAAGAGGCAGCCCAUCCUGGACGCCAUGGACGCCAAGAAGAGACGGCAGCAGAACUUCUGAGGGCUCCUCCUCCUCCCCGCCCCAGUCAGUCCCCCUGGUUCCAGGUUCUCCAAAGCCACGUUUCACACAAAACUCAAGUCCCGGCGACUCAGGGGAAUCAAGACGACCUCGUUGCUCUUAUCAGACGCCCUCCGCUGCUCUCACUCGCUGCUGACUGGCCUCCGAAUGAAGUUUGAUGCCCACGGCUGGGUGGCGUCUGUUUCCCGGGAUUCACACUCAUCAGCAAUUUUUUUUUUUUUUUUUUUUUUUUUUUUAACUAUCCACAAGAAGUAUAAUUUCCCUCUCUAGUUAAUGUGAAGCAGGUUUUCGAUGUUCAGAAUUGCAGCCCUAAAGUGAAGCAAGCCACGACAUCUGAAAGUCACAAAGAGGAUUUCCUCUUUCCUCCUCGAGCACUCACCAGACACCGCGGAGACACUCGGGGCCGAAACGCCAGCAGCAGCACCAGCACUCCCUUCAGUGACAGCCUGUCUCUUUUCCCCCCUCAGACUUUUAACCCGCAGUGUAAAUAUAAUAGAGCCUAGUUUGGAAAUACCUGCAUCAGAAGCUGUGGAGGUUCGUCCAUGACCAAAGACAAUCACCGUGAUGUUGAUGAAGAAGUUGAAAGAAUGCCUUAAACUAUUUUAAACCUGUAAGCAAUGUAAAGAAAGCAGCCAAGUGACCGGAUGGUUGGAUCCAUUCCCUCAGAAAUCAAGUGAAGGGUGGAGAACGAAAUCGUGCAUGUUUCAUCAAUCGUUUGUGGACCAGAGAAGUUUCAAUCGAUCACAUUUAGUCUUUAAUUUUCAAGUUUGCGUUUUUCGAGUAUGAUGAACUGGGCUUGGUUACUUCUUCAUUGCACUGCCUGUAGUGUCAGACUUCCUGUGUUUUAGUGCCUCAUAACACACUGAUACCAGCUUUACACUGCAUCAAAAAAAAAAAAAAAAACAGAACCGGUAUUCAGCCAAAUGACCCACCGAGCUGCAGUCGGUGCAGCAGUCAUUCAUUCCACGGCGACCAAACGUUCAAUCAUUCCGUAACUUUAUUUGUUUAGAGGGCUUCUAUUUUCACUUUUAUGACUUAAACUAUUGAAGCCAAAUGUGACGCCCUCCUCUACAUGAAGCAUUAGAAGACGUUCAAGCUGCCCGAGUUCUCAUUCAAACCAUUUAUAUUACAGAGUCGAAACCACAUGAAGUGGAGAUAAAAGACUCAACAACGGACUUGAGAACCUCUCGUAUUUCAGCUCCACUUUUAAUAAUUAGGUACAGUGUGGCAGUGAAGGAAUUGAGACCUACUUUUCGUAAGUUUCAACCCAUUUAAAGCAUCACUUCAAAGUCGGGUCACAAAACAGGAGAAAUUUUAUGAAACGGUUAAACUAUCUUCAAUCAGGGAGCAUUGAUCGGUUUACUAGCCUCCUGCAAACUGUCCUGAAAACAUAAAUAACUGUUUAUCAGAUCAGGUUUCACAUGUUUUAACACGUAUCUUUUCAUAUCUGUGCAGAGGUUUCUCUUCUCCAGUUGAUUUUUCUGAUGUGAUGUCUUCUUGGAUGAAUUUAUCAGCGAAACAGAAGGCAGAAAAAAUGAGAACCAAGUUCUUCAGCUGGUUUUUUUGCUGUCGUUUCUCCAACUUUCUGUUGAGAUAUUAGUUUGAAAAAAUAAUUAGUGUUUGGGUUCUACACAAGGAGAGAAGCGAUUGUCUUUAUCUAGCAAUUAAGACUUGAAAAUGUCCCAGAAAUUGUAAUUCUAGUAAAUUAAAAAACAAGUUGAUUUUUUUUUUUUUAAUAAAUUGACUCACGCUACAUAAACUUGCAAAUUUAUCAUGCAAAUUGAGGAUCCUUCUCAAAAAUAUUAGAUUUUAAUUUUGUUUUACUUGAAAAUAUGCACGAAUAUAACCAGAUCAAUAUCAGCCAUGUAAAACAUAAAAAUGGACGUUUACAGUUUCCUAAAGCACAUAUUGUCCAUCAAUAGAUUUUUCUGACCUCAACAAUCAGUCGACCGUUUUUUUGGACUGCUAAAUUGAAAUACCCUGCAAGAAAUCUACAAACUAUUCACUCUCUUUGUCUCUUUCACUGUUGCAGAAUAAACUUUGACCCUUUGAUUGAAUUCAGCUCGUCUUUAUAAAAACUUCAUGUCCAGUGUCGGUUGCUGUUACUUUUGCUCGUGGUUUUGCUCAGAGCCGCCACACAGUUACCAAAACCUCCAGGAGAAACCCAGCUGUUACACAAUCUUACCGACCUUUGUGACAUGAACCAACGAUUUAAGCCCAGAAAUCAGACUCGGAUCAAUACUAUAACAGCUUGUAAUCACACCUGUUUGUCUUUUUAAAUGUUGACAAGAAUCACGAAUCACUUUGAAUUGUAUUCAUGAAUUAAAGUCUGCAUUAGCUCACACUUUAUUUAUUAAACUUUUCUUUUCAUGACACUGGUUUAAAUAUGGUAGCUGAUCAACUUGGCUGUUAAUAUUUUUGCCUUGGGUCUAAUAUUAUGUGUCUUGAUCUGUGUGUUUAGACUAUGCAUGUUUAUAAUUCAGUUUUGCUAUGUAGUGGAAUGCUAUUUUAUUUACUGCACAGGAAAGAGAAAUGAUGAUAUGAAAGAGGAAUUAUUUCUUUUUUUAGGUUUUACAAAAAGAUCUUGCUCUGUAAAAAAAAAAAAAAAAACAUUUGGAGAAUGAACUUGUUCAGAAUUUGGCCAUAAAAUGUACAUUUA
Molecule: messenger RNA, 4299 nt
Organism: Salarias fasciatus (jewelled blenny)
Lineage: Eukaryota; Metazoa; Chordata; Actinopteri; Blenniiformes; Blenniidae
Gene: stk3
Product: serine/threonine kinase 3 (STE20 homolog, yeast)
Exons: 11
Coding region: 123-1622 (499 amino acids)
Biological process (GO): signal transduction; protein tetramerization; protein phosphorylation
Cellular component (GO): cytoplasm
Molecular function (GO): protein serine/threonine kinase activity; ATP binding
Source: RefSeq, a predicted model, not a curated record